AGCUCUCUACCUUAGACUGCCAUCUGCCUUGGGCCCUCUUGCUGCCGCUAACCCGACGAAGAUACAAUGACGACGGCUAUUGAAGAUUCGCAAAUGAAUUCUGGAAAUGGUCUUGUAUGCUUCACGAAUUGCUUGCUUGCACAGGAGGAUGGCUCCUUGCUAGAAAAGGAUCUUUGGAUCGAUGAGCGUCGCGGUGUCAUCGUUGAUGCCCAGAGGACUUUCUUCCUUCGCAAGGAACGGCCCGAUACGGUGAUAGACCUCGGAGGAAAUAUCCUUAGGCAAGUGUUUCUUGCUUCGAAAUGUCUUUCGAAACUAACGUGCCUUUGUUGCAGCCCGGGACUCCUCGAUAUUCAGCUUAACGGUGCAUAUGGCUUUGACUUCUCCGUAUAUAAUGGAGAUGACGUUGUAUAUCGUGACGGUCUUGAUAUGAUUGCUCGACGUAUCGUUGAGACCGGAGUCACUUCAUUACUCCCGACGAUCAUUACUCAAGAAUGUUCCUUAUACCCUUCGCUCUUGCGGCUGCUUCGUCCUCAUAGCCCCGUAGCUACACCGGAAUAUCCAUACGGCGGUGCCACUUUACUUGGCUGGCAUGCUGAAGGUCCUUUCAUCUCUGCCACCAAACGUGGUGCACACGCCCUCCCCUUCCUCAAGGACGCGGCGAAGGGAAUUGCAGACGUCGAAACAGUAUAUGGCGCCGACGCGCUCGCCCAUCACGAGGAUUGGGUCCUCUCGGCAAGUUCAAACGCGGACAGCGUCGGUGUACGGAUGAUAACGCUCGCUCCCGAGCUUCCAGGGAUUCUUGAGCGCGGAACGGACGUCAUAGGUACAUUGACGAGACGCGGAGUAUGCAUCGCUAUCGGCCACAGUGUAUCUGGUACGGAUACUGCUGCCCGUGCAGUACGCCGGGGUGCGCGGAUGGUGACGCAUUUAUUCAAUGCGAUGCCUCAGUUGCACCAUCGCGACCCUGGCAUCAUUGGUCUGCUAGGUGCGACUCCUGCAAGCCUCAUCUCCAGUUCGGAAACGAAAUCCAAGCCGAAUGAAGAAGGGUUAAUUUCCCCGAGUGGUACGAUGAGUCCGACUGGGACGAGCUUUGCUGGUGCCAUCGAAUCCGUCGAAGCAGGUGGUGCAGAAGCGCUUGACGAGAAUGAUACUCCACCGCAUACCCCAAUAUUCCGUUCCUCUCCAGUGCAACUGAGCCAAAGCGAACUAUCGAAAUUGGAUGUGACUCAAUCAGACAUGAAGCGUCCGUUCUAUGGGAUGAUCGUUGAUGGAGUGCAUUCGCACCCUAACUCUGUUCGGUUGGCAUACACUGCACAUAAGGACGGAUGCAUCUUGGUGACUGAUGCAAUGAAGAUCCUGGAUCCAAACAUGCCAGACGGGACAUACGAUUGGCGCGAUGGACGACGUGUCGUCAAAGAAGGCGUCAGGCUUUACAUUGAGGGCACCGAUACUCUUGCCGGAAGCGUUGUGACACUCGACACUUGCGUACGCAACUUCGUCCGCUUCACAGGUUGCACGCUCGGUGAAGCCCUCAAAUGUACAACAUUCAACCCAGCCAAGUGUCUCAGAAUUGAGAAUAAGAAAGGUACACUCCGACCUGAGGCAGACGCUGAUCUCGUCGUCCUUGACAAGAAUGGUACCGUCUUGAGCACCUGGGUGCGUGGACGUAGGGUCUGGACACGCUCCUAAACUCGACGAUAGCUCUGCUUCUUCCAAUGGAUAACUUGGUCGAAGAUACCUAAAGGCCGAUGAAGUUGAAUGAACCGAUGGUUGUUGAGGUGAUCGGCUCAUGCAUAUUCCUUAGGUUCUCUGUUCUAUCUUGUCUAUCGUUCUGUCUGAAUAUUUCUUGUGUGUACAAGUAUGGCCGUAACGAAUACGCGUGCAAAAGUCAAAAGUAGAAAGUAGAAACUCCACAUUGCUAUCACAAUUGUUUUCGUUCCUGCUUUUUUUGCCAGAUAGAAACUUCUUACGAAUGCAUGUACUUAUCUCUACUUUGUAAAUAGUUUUUUCGUCUUCCUCUUUCCUGUUCAUUAUGCAUACUUCCAAUAACGAAGUAUCUUCAUUUCUAUAUGCAUAAUAGUACAAACUCUUAAAGAGGGAGUACAUAGAGUUGCUAAGCAAUUUUCAUUUUUUACCAGACUCCUUGUAGCAUGUAUAUACAGUAGAGUAGGCCAACAUGUAUAGUGCUGGGAAAGGCCAUUAUUCAACUCUUAUAUUUUGACAUUGCAUUUU
Molecule: messenger RNA, 2232 nt
Organism: Fomitiporia mediterranea MF3/22
Lineage: Eukaryota; Fungi; Basidiomycota; Agaricomycetes; Hymenochaetales; Hymenochaetaceae
Product: Metallo-dependent hydrolase
Exons: 8
Coding region: 67-1689 (540 amino acids)
Biological process (GO): N-acetylglucosamine catabolic process
Molecular function (GO): N-acetylglucosamine-6-phosphate deacetylase activity
Source: RefSeq, a predicted model, not a curated record